AUGUCAGUUGAGUUUGAAACCUCUUUUCAGGAACGACUAAUUGUCACCUCAAGCUCAGUGAUGCAUGUGAUAGCUGAGUUUGCCUCUGACAGACAAAAGGUAGCUGGUCAUUUCUCUCUUCACUCCCUUCCUAAUUCUCUCUUCACUCCCUUCCCAAUUCUCUCUUCACUCCCUUUCCAAUUCUCUCUUCACUCCCUUUCCAAUUCUCUCUUCACUCCCUUUCCAAUUCUCUCUUCACCCACUUCCCAAUUCUCUCUUCACCCACUUCCCAAUUCUCUCUUCACCCACUUCCCAAUUCUCUCUUCACUCCCUUCCCAAUUCUCUCUUCCUAAGCUGACAUUCUCGAUGAUAGAUAUUUUGAAAGUCAAUUCAUAUCUAUCUAUCUAUCUAUCUAUCUAUCUAUCUACAUAUAGUUCUGUCUGUCUUUAUCUAUCUAUCUAUCUACAUAUAGUUCUGUCUGUCUUUUAUCUAUCUAUCUAUCUACAUAUAGUUCUGUCUGUCUUUUAUCUAUCUAUCUAUCUACAUAUAGUUCUGUCUGUCUUUUAUCUAUCUAUCUAUCUACAUAUAGUUCUUUCUAUCUGUCUUUAUCUAUCUAUCUAUCUACAUAUAGUUCUAUCUGUCUUUUAUCUAUCUAUCUAUCUACAUAUAGUUCUAUCUGUCUUUUAUCUAUCUAUCUAUCUACAUAUAGUUCUAUCUGUCUUUUAUCUAUCUAUCUGUCUGUCUCUCUGUAUACCUCAAAACACAGAUUAUAGUUCUUGUCUAAUCUUUUAUCUAUCUAUCUAUCUACUUAUAGUUCUUUCUUGUCUUUUAGCCAUCUCAUGUCAGUAUCAUAUAGUUCUGUCUUUCUUUUAUCUAUCUAUCUAUAUUUACUAUAGCCUUCUGUUUUCAAUAUAA
This is a messenger RNA of Acanthosepion pharaonis, 894 nucleotides long. The record is from the annotation of a GenBank genome assembly. Lineage: Eukaryota; Metazoa; Mollusca; Cephalopoda; Sepiida; Sepiidae.